Molecule: messenger RNA, 1905 nt
Organism: Malassezia japonica
Lineage: Eukaryota; Fungi; Basidiomycota; Malasseziomycetes; Malasseziales; Malasseziaceae
Gene: HSS1
Product: Homospermidine synthase 1
Exons: 1
Coding region: 1-1905 (634 amino acids)
Cellular component (GO): nucleus; cytosol; cytoplasm
Molecular function (GO): ATP-dependent protein folding chaperone; ATP binding
Source: RefSeq, a predicted model, not a curated record
AUGACCAAGGCUGUUGGUAUUGAUCUGGGUACUACCUAUUCGUGUGUCGCCGUCUGGCAGAACGACCGUGUCGAGGUCAUUGCGAAUGACCAGGGCAACCGUACGACCCCGUCGUACGUCGCCUUCACCGACACGGAGCGCCUGAUUGGUGACGCCGCCAAGAACCAGGUGGCGAUGAACCCCCACAACACGGUCUUUGACGCCAAGCGUCUCAUUGGCCGCAAGUUCUCCGACUCGGACGUCCAGUCGGACAUGAAGCACUGGCCUUUCAAGGUCAUCGACCGCGAUGGCAAGCCCGUCAUCCAGGUCGAGUACAAGGGUGAGGAGAAGCUCUUCACUCCCGAGGAGAUCUCGUCCAUGGUCCUCCUCAAGAUGCGCGAGAUCGCCGAGGCCUACCUCGGUGGCGACGUCAAGGAUGCCGUCGUCACUGUCCCUGCCUACUUCAACGACUCGCAGCGUCAGGCUACCAAGGACGCCGGUGUGAUUGCUGGCCUCAACGUCCUCCGUAUCAUUAACGAGCCCACCGCGGCCGCCAUUGCCUACGGUCUCGACAAGAAGAACGAGGCUGAGAAGAACGUCCUCAUCUUUGACCUGGGUGGUGGUACUUUCGAUGUGUCGCUCCUGACCAUUGAGGAGGGCAUCUUUGAGGUCAAGUCGACUGCCGGUGACACCCACCUUGGUGGUGAGGACUUUGACAACCGCCUUGUCAACUUCUUUGUCCAGGAGUUCAAGCGCAAGAACAAGAAGGACCUGACCACCAACGCGCGUUCGCUCCGUCGUCUGCGCACUGCCGCUGAGCGUGCCAAGCGCACCCUCUCGUCCGCCGCCCAGACCUCGAUCGAGAUUGACUCGCUCUUUGAGGGUAUCGACUUCUACACCUCGAUCACCCGUGCUCGCUUCGAGGAGCUCUGUGGUGACCUCUUCCAGCACACGCUUGAGCCCGUCGAGAAGGUGCUCCGCGACGCCAAGAUCGACAAGGCGCAAGUCAACGAGAUUGUCCUGGUCGGUGGUUCGACCCGUAUUCCCCGUGUCCAGAAGCUCCUCCGUGACUUCUUCAACGGCCGCGAGCUGAACAAGUCGAUCAACCCCGACGAGGCCGUUGCCUACGGUGCCGCCGUCCAGGCCGCCAUCCUUACCGGUGACACCUCGGAGAAGACCCAGGACCUUCUCCUGCUCGAUGUUGCCCCGCUCUCGAUGGGUAUCGAGACUGCCGGCGGUGUCUUCACGCCCCUCAUCAAGCGCAACACCACUGUGCCCACCAAGAAGUCGGAGGUCUUCUCGACCUACGCCGACAACCAGCCCGGUGUGUUGAUCCAGGUGUUUGAGGGUGAGCGUGCCCGCACCAAGGACAACAACCUCCUCGGCAAGUUUGAGCUCUCGGGCAUUCCCCCGGCGCCCCGCGGUGUUCCCCAGAUUGAGGUCACCUUUGACGUUGACGCCAACGCGAUCCUGAACGUGUCGGCCGCCGACAAGACGACUGGCCGCUCGGAGAAGAUCACGAUCACCAACGACAAGGGUCGCCUGUCGAAGGAGGACAUUGAGCGCAUGGUCGCCGACGCCGAGAAGUACAAGGCUGAGGACGAGGCCGCUGCUGAGCGCAUCAAGGCCAAGAACGGCCUCGAGUCGUACACUUACAACCUCCGCAACUCGCUCAACGAGGAGGCCUUUGCCAGCAAGCUCGACGCUGCUGACAAGGAGAAGCUCAAGAAGUCGAUUGACGAGACCAUCGAGUGGCUCGACAACACCCAGGAGGGCUCGAUUGACGAGUACACCGACAAGCAGAAGGAGCUUGAGGAGAUUGCCAACCCCAUCAUGCAGAAGGCCUACGGUGCUGGCGGUGCUCCCCCGCCCGGCGGCGAGGCUCCCCCUGCUGAGGACGGCCCUCAGGUCGAGGAGAUCGACUAA